Messenger RNA from Colletotrichum abscissum, 1254 nucleotides. Its product is annotated as F-box domain-containing protein. Gene Ontology annotation, molecular function: protein binding. NCBI's taxonomy places the organism in Eukaryota, Fungi, Ascomycota, Sordariomycetes, Glomerellales, Glomerellaceae. The record is from RefSeq and is a predicted model, not a curated record. The coding region runs from base 1 to 1254 and encodes 417 amino acids. The transcript is spliced from 2 exons.
AUGUCUUCAACUUACUCAUCACUAUUUGUGGGCCAACAGCUGCAAUCAGACCUGGCGGAUGGCGAUCUUGGCAAAUUGGACGGCCUCGAAGGGCUUCCCCUUGAGAUUAUUUUCGAUAUUUACCAUCAACUCGAUGUCCGGAGCAUACUCUCCCUGGCUCAGGUCAACACUCUUUUCCAUGGACUCCUGACAAGAAAUAAGGCGGCAAUUUUGCUACCAGUCCUUCAGCGAGAGUUCAGCCCCUUGCCCGAGCUUCUCCAAGUCUUCACGGCUUCGGACCAAGACAUGAGCCAGUAUGGAGAUACCUUUCAGCCGCGACGAGUAGUUUUCAGAAGAUUUCCGGGCGACAUGACGGGCGUCACCUUAUCCCGUGGCGGUGUUCAGCACAAUACAGGGGCUUUGGACGGCGACAAACCACCAAGAACUACUUUGCCGUCACCUCGAUCGGUCACGCUUGUUGAACGAGACUUGAGGCCCUUGCUGAAGUAUUGCUUGGUGACACGACAAUGGGAGGAAUUAUUCCCUCAACUCCACUGGUUUGCGACACCUGAGGACUGCCGUCAACUUAACGAAUUAGAGAAGUUCAAGCUUCGCCGUGCUCUUUAUCGUUGGUGGCUCUACGCCUUUUACUUUCACGGUGAACUUCUUCGUCCUCGGAGCAGUCAGCCGGAGCCGUUCGUCAACGAUGUCCGAACCAGUCACAUGAGACUUCAUUCAACUCGCGAACUGAUCGAGAUGAGAGAUCUUUUUUUUUCGAUGAAGAAUCUUGUGCGGCAUUACAUCUACCCGAACUUAGAGCAGAACCUAGAACCUGUUGACGAGAGCAGCCCACUCGAGACUAUGAUCGAGACCAGCAUUCGCGAACGCAUUGUGGACACGUAUGCCAAGCUCGAUCCGGAAGACCUGAUGUUUUACUUCGAGAACUUGUUCAACUACCCUCGGAAGAGGCUGGUAAUGGAUGUCAAUUUGAAGCACCCCGCAUUCUCCCAGGACCAGGAAUCGUUUGUAGCAGCGAUCCAGUCCGCGACAGACGAGCGGCCGUGGCUUUUCGACAUUGCUGAUUUGACCAGCAUUGGAGGCAUCGUUACCUCUGAUGACGACUUGGACGAACAUCUUGUUCGUGACGGCAGCCACGAUGGCUCGAUUCCUCCUCCGGGAGCGUUCCGGCGGCCGAGAGGGAUCUGGGCGCCACCAGGAGAUGAUGGUCGAGCUCUCGCCGAGCGAAGUCAUUCCUAUGGAGGGCAACGUUACUAA